AUUUCGUACCGAAAGCCAUUUUCGAAUCAAAUUCUAAUGUUGAAGCUCCUCCCAUGGCGGCGUCACUCUUCACCUCCCAAAUACCAAGCCAUUUUUGGGUUCUCUCGUUUCAUAACCCAAGACGCGUAUGACCCACCAUUUUCUCCUCUCUUUAAACCCAACAAAACCCAACCUUGGAACAAUGACCCAAAACCCAAGAAAGCCCCGAUUCAACGACCUCUCAUGUCGGAUCUUCCCUUCGAUUUCAGUUACUCGUACUCGGAGUCUAAUCCCUCCAUCGAACCAAUCGGAUUCCGGGAAUCCCCCAAAUUCUCUCCUUUCGGCCCGGGCCGGCUAGACCGUAAAUGGACUGGAACUGCUGCCCCGGCCAGGAAGGUCCCUGACCUGGAUAAGGUGGCGAAGGAGCGGAGCCGCGUUCUCGGAGACCCACUUACGGAGGACGAAAUUUCACAACUGGUCGAACGGUACCGCCAUAACGAUUGUUCCCGGCAAAUCAAUUUGGGGAAGGGGGGAGUGACUCACAACAUGUUGCUUGAUAUCCAUAACCAUUGGAAGAGAGCUGAAGCUGUGAGGAUCAAGUGUUUAGGCGUGCCAACUCUUGAUAUGGACAAUGUGUGCUUUCAUCUCGAGGGAAAAUCUGGUGGGAAGAUUAUUUACAGACACCUUAACGUCCUCCUCCUCUAUCGGGGUCGAAAUUAUGAUCCUAAGAAUCGACCAGUUAUUCCUCUAAUGUUGUGGAAGCCAUAUGCACCCAUUUAUCCUAAGCUUGUGCAAAAUAUUGCUGAAGGCAUAACAUUUGAGGAAACAAAGGAAUUAAGAAACAGAGGUCUCAACUCUCACCCUCUAAUGAUACUAACUAGGAAUGGUGUCUAUGUCAAUGUUGUGGACAGAGUGAGAGAGGCCUUUGAGACUGAAGAGGUAGUUAGACUUGACUGCACCCAUGUUGGUACCAGUGACUGCAAGAAGAUAGGUGUGAAACUAAGGGAUCUUGUGCCCUGCGUGCCCAUAUUGUUCAAGGAUGAGCAGAUCAUACUCUGGAGGGGGAAAGAGAUAGUAACAAGACUUCAGAGAGUUGAAGUUUCAUGUCCAUCGAUAGUAACCAGUAGUUUGUGGCUCUAGAAUUUCUUGAAGUAGUUUUACUACGUGCCACUUCAAGUCAGUUCUUUAGACACCAAUUACUCAGCACAGCAGUCCCAGAAUGAAACCAUUCUGCAUAGUCUGAUGCUGUUGGUGUUUUUUUCAGUUUGCUCACAUCUCAAUUCCUUGAUGCUUCGAGUAGAUGUCAGAUCUUGGUGACAUUUUUCUCGAUUUUUGUCAUUACUUUGUCCCCAAAGAUUUCGGGUCGGAUUAGUAUGCGUUUUUGUGUUCUUGUUCUUGGAGGGCAUUGCAUACAAGCUAGGUCAGGACAUUGUUCACGUGAGAACCCCAUUGUAAAUGGAAAAGAUAGGUAGGAAUCAUUAUCUUUGCUUUAAGUUUAAUUUUUAAUUCUUGUA
Messenger RNA from Humulus lupulus (European hop), 1493 nucleotides. RefSeq names its product CRS2-associated factor 2, mitochondrial. The record is from RefSeq and is a predicted model, not a curated record. Bases 37 to 1119 code for a protein of 360 amino acids. Gene Ontology annotation, biological process: Group II intron splicing. NCBI's taxonomy places the organism in Eukaryota, Viridiplantae, Streptophyta, Magnoliopsida, Rosales, Cannabaceae. The transcript is spliced from 5 exons. Gene Ontology annotation, molecular function: RNA binding.